CGCCAAUAACAUAAACCCUCGCCAACCAAAAAAACCUCGUCACACAGAACGGAGAGAAGAAACCCAAAAGACCAAAAAAGUGUCGGCUUUGACGAUUUUCUUUGAUUCUUUUGAUCAAAUUCAAUGGCUUUCUGGGGAGUUGAAGUUAAGCCAGGAAAGCCUUUCACUCUUAAGGCUACUGAAACAAGAAGACUUCACCUUUCCCAGGCAACAUUGGGGCUUGGUAACGCAACAACUAGAAGCAUUCUUCAGUGUAACGUUGGGAACAAAAGCCCCCUCUUCUUAUGUGUCUUGUCCCCUGAAAAGGUUGAUUCUUGCCAACUGAAUAUUGAGUUUGAGGAGGCUGAUGAAGUUGUCUUCUCUGUAAUCGGACCACGGAGCGUUCACCUCACUGGCUACUUCCUCGAAAGGAGUACAGCUCUAAGGCUAAAUGAUGAUGAAUCGGAGUCAUACGGAGAAGACAUUGUUGACACAGACAUGGAGAAAGGUAGCAGUGAUGAUUAUGACUACAGUGAUAGUUUCAUAAACGACGAUGAUCCAUCUGGCCGCAAUUCACACGUCUCUAGCACUUACGAUGAUGAAAUAUCUAUUAAGGAGAUGGCAGCUAAAAAGAAGGACAAGGAAGAAAAAGGGAAAGGUGGAAGACUAAGGAAGAAGUUUCACUUGUCGGUCUUUGAUUCAGAUUCUGAUGAAACUUCAGCUAAACCUGAUGACUCUAGCAUUGGGGAUACCGUAGAAGUACGUAACAACGAUAAUGACCACAAGAUACCCAAGGUCCUUUCUUCAGAGAUUCCGAUUACGAGGUCAAAGGCAAAGAGUUCGAUUUUGGAAAAUGGAAAGCCUAAUGCCAAGUGUGAAAAGACAUCAGACGUAACAACUCAUGCCCACAAGACUCUCGAUGAAAGGAAGGAUAAACCAUCGGGUGAUGUUGAGCAUCCUGCCGUUCAGAAAGAAGGUGAAGCUGUUGCAAAGAAAAAACGAAAGAAGGAUAAGUCCAAGACUUCAGCUGUAAUUGACUUAGAUGACGGAGGGGAAAAACUUAUGCCUGAACAGAAUGAGAAGCAAGCCACUGACAAGGAGAUUGAAUCAGCAAAUGAUGUAUUGCUCUCUCAGAAUGGGGAUGCAACCCCAUCAAAGAAAAAGAGGAAGAGGGAUAAGAGAGAGGAAACUAAAGAGAAGAAGAAACAAGCUACUGAAACUGACAAGAACAACGAGAAAGAAGCUGGUACCAAUAAACCAGUAGAAUCAGUUACUUCUUCACCAGAUGAAGUUAGCAUUGAAGUGCUUGAAGAAGCCAAGGUUGAUGGAAAAGCAGCUGCUAAUGGCAAAAAAGUGAGCAUACUCUAUACUGAGAAGUUAAAAGACACCGGGAAAGUGUUGAGUUCAAACUUGGGAGACGAUCCCUUGAGAUUUCGAUUAGGUGAAGAGAAGGUCAUAAAAGGACUCAGUAUUGGCGUCGAAGGCAUGCGAGUUGGUGAGAAGAGAAGGCUAAUAAUUCCACCAUCUCUCGGGUACUCAGAGAAGGAAUCGAAGGAAGGUGUGCCUAAGAAUAAGUGGCUAAUCUAUGAAGUGGAGGCAGUAAAAGUUAGAUGAAGUGGCUAAUCUCUGUUUUAUUCUAUUUUUUGGGAUUUGUAGUUAUUUGGGUAGAUAACUCAAAAACUC
Eutrema salsugineum is the source of this 1662-nucleotide messenger RNA. RefSeq names its product peptidyl-prolyl cis-trans isomerase FKBP43. Bases 124 to 1593 code for a protein of 489 amino acids. Gene Ontology annotation, molecular function: peptidyl-prolyl cis-trans isomerase activity. NCBI's taxonomy places the organism in Eukaryota, Viridiplantae, Streptophyta, Magnoliopsida, Brassicales, Brassicaceae. The record is from RefSeq and is a predicted model, not a curated record. The transcript has 12 exons.